This is a messenger RNA of Lactuca saligna, 417 nucleotides long. Lineage: Eukaryota; Viridiplantae; Streptophyta; Magnoliopsida; Asterales; Asteraceae. The record is from the annotation of a GenBank genome assembly.
AUGACUCUAUUCCCAUCUCAAUCCCCUGAGGAUCCUCAACCAAUAACUUCUCAAGCUGAUUCCGAUGAUGAAACCGAAGGAGGUCGUUUCGGAGGAACAUUUGAAGAACUUCAUUUCGAUUCAGAGGAGGAGGAGAUACCUGACCUCAUGCUUAUGUCGGAAAUCAUCUCGUUUCUUUUUCUACAAAACGAGUUUUCUUCCUCCAGUAAAAGAAACCCUAAGACCACUCAAAUCUUCAGCAUAAUUGAUGCCGCCUCCCCCACCUUCGUCUUCUCCAUCAAUGUCCUCCAUGUCCCACUCAAGCUUUUGUUUAAUCAUCUCUAUCGGGAUCCCGAAGCCAUCACCUCUUCCAUUGCACCUUACUAUUCUUCACGAUUAUUCUUGGUUUCAGAUCUGACAAUUCCGUUUCAUAGUUAG